CGGAGGGGGCGGAGUUAGAACCAAAACUUUCACGCCGACCUGGAGUGAUGUGUUCAGCAGGAACUGUUGACCCUUUGUGAGGGGUUAAAGUGCUUUCUUUUUUUCAAUUUUUUUUUGUAAAAACUUUUGAUAGCGUUUAUAGCUCUUGAGCGCAGCGUGAAAAUGAUACGCUUCUUGCUCCUCUUCAGUCGCCAGGGGAAGCUGCGUCUGCAGAAGUGGUUCACGCCCAUACCAGAACGCGAGAAGAAGAAAAUCAUCAGGGACAUGACCACAAUGGUGUUGUCACGGCUACCACGCUCCUGUAACUUCCUGCACUGGAAAGACCUGAAGGUUAUUUACAAGAGGUAUGCAAGCUUGUAUUUUUGCUUGGCCAUAGAGAACCAGGAGAAUGAGCUGAUCGCCCUGGAGGUUAUCCAUCGCUACGUGGAGCUGCUGGACAAAUACUUUGGCAAUGUGUGUGAGCUGGACAUAAUCUUUAACUUUGAGAAGGCCUAUUUUAUCCUGGAUGAGUUUCUAAUUGGAGGGGAAAUACAAGAAACCUCCAAACAAAUGGUGAAUCGCUCCAUUGAAGCCUCAGACAUGUUACAGGAGGAUGACAGCAGUGAGUGGUAUGAGGUGGAGCUGUUUGGAUGACCUUGAAUAUGGACAGAAAGACCAUGGAGGAGUAUAUGAGCAAACCUGCAUUUUAACCCAUGGGACAAAAAGGACAUAAAGGACAUAAAGGAACAGCGGGGAGGAAUACAGGAACCCAAUGAGCUGAAUAUGAGUCAAAGAAGUUUCUGGAUAUGGACAUUGAAUUUUAUUUGAUUCCAUUGAACAUUUUUCAAAAGAUGAAACGUAUUGAAUGUCUUCUUGUCCUUCUGCCUGAAGCUUUGCUGCAGUGUAGCUGCAUUUGACAGUAAGUCUAGUAUUUGUUCAGUCGUUUGCUUUAUUGAAGGAAGGGGGUGUUCACAAUGAUUGCCGUUAUUGCAAUAUUUAAUGAAGUAGAAAUAGGAUCUGGGAUGUAUUUUAGGUUCAUGAAUUUGUUGAAUUUAUAUUUAAAUCAUGAAUUAAUAUGUUGGAAUUGAAUGAUUUUUAUUCCAAAAACGCUACGCUAAUUUGUAAUGCGGUUAAUAUUUAAAAAAGAAAAAAAAAUGUUAGUCUAAAAAAAAAAAGACAGAUGGAGUGAGACUGAUUAUGAUGAAUUUCUUACUGUUUUUAGGCUCUAUAGAUUCUUUAACAUGUGUGGGGCCGUUAGUCUUUAAAAGGAGAUGUUGCUAGUGUGGGUGUGAAUAUCACCAUUAUUUAUCAUGUGCAAUUUAUGACGUAAUGAUUAA
Anoplopoma fimbria (sablefish) is the source of this 1316-nucleotide messenger RNA. It is a transcript of the gene ap1s3b, whose product is annotated as adaptor related protein complex 1 subunit sigma 3b. Gene Ontology annotation, biological process: intracellular protein transport; vesicle-mediated transport. Gene Ontology annotation, molecular function: clathrin-cargo adaptor activity. Gene Ontology annotation, cellular component: intracellular membrane-bounded organelle; AP-1 adaptor complex; membrane coat. The record is from RefSeq and is a predicted model, not a curated record. The transcript has 6 exons. The coding region runs from base 163 to 633 and encodes 156 amino acids. Lineage: Eukaryota; Metazoa; Chordata; Actinopteri; Perciformes; Anoplopomatidae.